This is a messenger RNA of Aspergillus mulundensis, 903 nucleotides long. RefSeq names its product aminoglycoside phosphotransferase family protein. The transcript has 2 exons. The coding region runs from base 1 to 903 and encodes 300 amino acids. NCBI's taxonomy places the organism in Eukaryota, Fungi, Ascomycota, Eurotiomycetes, Eurotiales, Aspergillaceae. The record is from RefSeq and is a predicted model, not a curated record.
AUGAAACCAUCACAGCCCCGUCUUGUUCUGGCGCCGCCGCUCCCUAAUGGAGCGGAAAAAGAUAAGAACUUCCUGGAGUCAAGCUUUUUCCAGAUCCCGAAUCAGCAUCUCCCCACUCCAGAACAAGUAAGGGCCUUAUCCACCGAUCUUUCGACCAGCCCCCAACCAAAGCCCGUCAUCUUCACAGAUCCUGAUAUCUUCGUCAAGUUUGGCCGUUAUGUCUCUGUUGGGGAAGCCCAGUGCCUCUGGAUGGUAAGACAAGCCCUUGGCGACAAAGUGCCUGUCCCCGAGGUUUUCGGAUGGCGGGUCGAUGACGAGGGCUAUGUGUUUAUCUACAUGGAGCUGAUUCAAGGCGAAACACUGCUGGAUCGAUGGGAGCAUUUGACAAGCUUGGAUAAGGAGGGAUUACGAGAUCAUUUGUCUCAAAUUCUCGCCGAUUUGCGUCAGCUCAAGCAGAACUGCGACCAGUAUAUUGGAUCACUAAACCGGGAUAAACUUCCUGACUACGUCUUUCAGUCCCUACGACAAGCCGGUCCGUUCCCCAGCAUCAGGGAGUUCAAUGACUGGUUCUCCUCCCUGCCACAGGCCCGGCUUGCUGGAUCUCAAAGAUACACCGACCCUUAUAGGCAUCUUUUGCCGGACGAUGGAGAUAUCAAAUUUACCCAUGGAGAUCUUCAUCGGGGUAAUAUCAUGGUAUCUUCGACAUCUCCGCCCCGGAUCCUUGCUAUUGUGGAUUGGGGACAGGCAGGCUGGUACCCGGACUACUGGGAAUAUUGUAAAGCUCUCUAUACAUGUUGGUACGAGGACGAGUGGCGUCAGGACUGGAUUGACAGGGUUUUGGAGCCCCGGUUUGAGGAAUCGCAGGUCUUUUCCGAAUAUACCAUGGCGAUUGGUGCUGUCUGA